AUUUGCUUCACACCGCUGAGUGACCGACUCCAGCCAGUACUUAACUUACAAUGCAGUAAAUGUUUGUAUCCCAUGUCCGUGUAUGUGAACGUGGGGCACCGGUAAUUUAGCGUACAUGUCUGACACCGGGGAGGAGUGGCAGGUUGCCCGGCGACGAAAAGGCGCAGCGCGGAAAUCAAAAUCUCCUCAAGUGCCUUUGAAUUCAACAUGCUGCCAGGAUCAGCUGGACAUCGCGAAAACUAUUAAACGAAUAAGAGACACAGUGUCUGAGCUAAGAUGCGAGGAGUUUUGGCAAGAGUGGAAAAAUCAGCUGCUGGUGGCAGGAUCAGCAUCCUUCUCAAAAGCUCCAGAGAACCAAACCACAGAGGACCCCACUGACCAGCUGGGGAGCAGCAGAGAUGGCAGACUGUGUCAGCAGCUGGUGUGUGUGUGUUAUGGCCUUGGCUCCUUCUCCUCCUGUGUCUCUGCUCGUUACCAGCUUGCAAUGUUGCUGCUGCUGCUGGAUGCAGGACAGAUCUCACUGGAGGACUGCUCUGUUUACGACCCGGCAUUCUCCUCUGGAGAGAGGGAUGUCUUGAGAGAGCUGGGUCUGAACGUACUCACAGAAAAUGAGGAGGGGAAGCGUCUGGUGACUAAGCCCACACUCUUUUACCUGAUGCAUUGUGGGAAGGCCCUGUACAACAACCUCCUAUGGAAGAACUGGAGUACACAAUGUCUACCUCAGAUGAUAAUCAUUGGAAACAGCUUUAAUGGCAUAAGGGACAGAACAAUCGAGAGAGAGUUCCAGCGGGACUACGGCUACAUCGCUCAGGCUGUGCCUGCGUGUGAGGAGAGACAGCUGCCGUGUCCGUCCCGUCUGAUUGAUGUCUUCAGUGACACAGCAGUUAUCACCUUUCCAACCAGCAGCCUUAACAGACUCCCACAGUCCAUUUGGGCAGAGCCACCUGAACCACAGUACCAACACUGCCCUGAUUUGGAGAUUAUUCUGAGGGAAACACGGAGCUGAGGCAGGAGAUCAACAAGAAAUGGACAUGCUGUAUGGUUUUUUUAUAGGCAGUUUUUUAAUAAAUGAAUCAUGCUUUAAACUGAGAACUGAAUCUUGCAACAUUGUCAUAUCAAACUAGUCAUACAUGUUGAAACAGCAGCAGAUAAUGAAACAUUUUUAAUAAUGGAUAUCCACACAAAUGUUUGGCAGCUUAGACGUCUUCUCUGGACCGUAUGGGAGUGCAAUGACCCACUUGGUUGACAUCUUUGUGACUCUGUGAGUUUUGUUGCACCUGUUUUGGGUGAACACCUCUAUCAUUUUCCUUAGUACACAGAAUUUAAUGACCUUAGCAUAUUCCCAGUAUAGCUCUCCUCAACUUUCUGAGUAUCAGUGUUUUAUUUGCUGCUAUUUCCAGAGUGUGGUUCCACUUCCACUUUCUCAUGUGAAGACAGGAACAUCUGAAUUUCACACUAAAGAUGUUAGUUGCAUCUUUAAGCAACAUUUUAUUAGUUAUUAGCUCUGAUACUGACACAGGCUCCCUAAGUUUUCUUUACAAAUAUGGCAUUUUGAAGGGUUUGUGAAAAAAAGUAAUGGGGGUACUGGUCUGUUUAGCAACCUGGACCAGUUCCUAACACCACAUGAUGACCUUCUUUUGUGUUUUUGCUGAUCUUGUGGUUUAUUUCUCACCUUGCUGCAGGGAUGUUUAGGUUUACUCCAGGACAACAUGACAUCACUGUUGGGUACGGUUACAGGUAAAUCAAAGCACAUUUCUGACCACACCCUUCAGUGAUUUUGGGUGCGGCUUGGUGUGGCUCCCUUUUGCUUAGCAUGAGCCUUUCUGAAUACCCAACACUUUUUCAUUGUGGGAACUUACCUGUUUUUGAAAUGAUGUGUUCCUUUUUCGGGAAAAAAACCCUGCUGUAAUAAUGUAGCUUUUAUGUGGGGAAAAAAGUUGUUUCUUAAGCAAGUUACGUGGCUGUGCAGACUGAUUGCUACAGAUUAACUUUUUACCAUGAACUAUAUCAGCUGCUGUCUGGAAGAUAAAAACAAACUAGUAUUACCACAUUGCAGUUGUAUGCUUCCGCACACCAGUCAAGUUGCAGCUUACAUCUAUGUCUGUCCAGACUCGUGUGUAGCCAUGACAGUUUACAGUGCUUAAAAUGUGGAUGUUGCUGCAAAGACAGAAAUCCAAAACAUGGAUUAUUCACACACAUCUUGCCCCUGGCAGCUUAGAAGAUCUAUGCAAUCAGCACAGUGUCAAGAGUAGUGUCACCAAUUUAGCAUCUGACCAAAUGUCUCCCCUUUUGUUCCUGAGUUAUAAUAAUGGAUAUUAAAGUGUG
This is a messenger RNA of Epinephelus fuscoguttatus (brown-marbled grouper), 2325 nucleotides long. It is a transcript of the gene srrd, whose product is annotated as SRR1 domain containing. Gene Ontology annotation, cellular component: nucleus; cytoplasm. The transcript is spliced from 6 exons. The record is from RefSeq and is a predicted model, not a curated record. Gene Ontology annotation, biological process: microtubule-based process. NCBI's taxonomy places the organism in Eukaryota, Metazoa, Chordata, Actinopteri, Perciformes, Serranidae. The coding region runs from base 116 to 1006 and encodes 296 amino acids.